UUUCUCCCGCGUGGAAGUUUGGGCCAUUUGGUGACCGGUAGUGCUUGGCCGUGAUCACGUGCCGCCGGCCGCCUUCGCUUCCUAGUUUCGCUUCCACAGCCUUGCGCUUGCGACGAGGCGGAGAAGUUGCAGCGCUGCACUUUGCGGCACUCGCCUCCCGGUUUGGGCUUAGCCGAGGGGUGUGGGGGGCGAGGGGCCGUUAGGAUGUUAGGGGACAUGGAAGAAGAAGACGACGCCUUCCAGCUUCCGGCGGGAGGGACCAGGCUGGCCUCUCUCUUUGGACAGGAUCAGACAGCUACAGAAUCUGAAAAUGUGUUAUUCCAAUACAUGCCACCCAAGCAGCCUAAGAAAGGUCAAUCAGCUACCCCUCCAGGUCUGUCCACCCAGAAGCAUCCUCCUGCAGCUGCUGCACCUGCUGCUGCACCCGCUGCUGCUCCUGCGCCCACUGCAGCAGUGCACUCAGUCUUCUUCGCUACAGCUGUUCAUGCAUAUUUGUUUACCAAUGGGAAAUAUGUGAAACAUGGCAAGUACGGAGCAGCCAUAGUGGGCAGCCAUGCAACCAAAGAGUACAGAGUGCUGCUUUAUAUCAGCAAGCUGCAGCAGAUUGCGACCGCCAGGAUCCACGCCUGGUUUGUACUCACGGUGCAGCCCAACAACUACUGCACAUUUUAUGAUGAUCAGAGGCGGAAUUGGUCCAUCAUGUUUGAAUCAGAAAUGGUGGCUGUGGACUUCAGCAAGCAGCUGUGCAUUGCCAAGUAUAACAGCAGUCCUCCUGACUCAGUGUUGUACCAGGAUCUUGUUCUCGGAGACGGGCAAGGUGUGGAGACUGGAGAUGCCCUGGAGAUCACUUUUACAGGCUGGCUGCUCCAGAACGGCAGUCUUGGGCAGGUUUUCGACUCGAAUGUAAACAAAGAGAAGUUGCUGCGUCUGAAGUUAGGCUCUGGGAAAGUCAUCAAGGGCUGGGAAGAUGGGAUGAUCGGCAUGAAGAAAGGAGGCAGGCGGUUCCUCCUCAUCCCGCCAGCAUUGGCUUACGGGCCUUCGGGAGAAGCUGAACGCAUUCCUCCGGACUCAACGCUGGCCUUUGAGGUGGAAGUCAAACGGGUGAGGUUUGCAAAGGACGCUGGCUCCGCUGGACAGAGCCCCAGGGACUCGCUUACACCUUCACCAGCACCACAAUCAGAAAGCCCCGCUACAGACUCAGCAUGGCUGACUCCUCCUACUCCCGCUCCAAAGCCAGGGGAGCAAGCUGUGCGUGCCAAAUCAAGCUCUAUUAGCGAACAGCUAGCGAAUCCUGAUGCAACAAAAGUGAAACUGAUUUCCCGCAUGGCAAAGAUGGGUCAGCCCAUGCUACCUGUCCUCUCCAGCACAUUUGCACCCCAGCAAGACUCAGUUGACAAGGAGGUAGAGGAGCCGAAUGCCAUGCAAGAAUUUUCAACCAUCUGUCCGAACGACUACCGUCCAAUGGCCCAUCCUCCAUGGGCAAUGCAAGCUCCUCAUCCAGCUGUCUCGGGGCUCCAGGCACCUGCUGCCCCCCAGCCACAGCCCCUUCCAAGAGCCCCUCAAAACUGUCAGCCUUAUGCAGGGGUGCCAUAUGCUUACCCACAAGUGAGCGCCGCAGUUUCCCAGCUCCAGUCUGUUGGGUUGUGCCCAGCUCCUUUCCAAGCAGCUGGAGACAUUGCUUCAUUCCUGCUGACAGAGACCCGGCAACAGAACACAGAGGUCCGGCUGGCCGUUGGGAAGGUGGCUGACAAGAUGGACCAGCUGUCAGUCAAGCUGGAGGAACUGCGGAAGCAAAACUCUGGCCCCGGUGUCUCUUCUGUUACCAUGGAAAGCUCUAUGAUCAUGAGUAACAUCCAGCGUAUCCUGCAGGAAAAUGAGAGGUUGAAACAGGAGAUCAUUGAGAAGAGCAGCCGCAUUGAGGAGCAGAACAAGAAGAUUGGGGAACUGAUUGACCGCAACCAACGCUAUGUGGAGCAGAGCAACCUGUUGUCAGAGCAGAGCAGCACCUCACUGCAGAGGACCAUGGAGCACACGCAGGCAAGGGUCCUACAUGCUGAACAGGAGAAGCACAUGCCGCCACUGGAUCAGGGGUGGGAACAGGCCAGGGUCACCAAGGAGCUAGCGGAAGCCACGGCACAGAUCUCCCAGCUCCAGCUGGAGCUGGCCCAUCAUCAGAAGCAAGGGAUGGAUCUCCACUCCCAACUGAAUGAAGCCCUGACAGAGUCGGAGAGGCACAGAGCCCAGGUCAACCAACUGCAUACACAGCUGGCAGAACUUCAGAAGUCGUCUGACGACAUGAAAAGCAGAUACCAGGAGGAGAAGCUGAGCAGGAAGCAGUUGGAUGAGAAGGUGACGGCCCUGGAAGAGGAGCUGGCUGAUCUCAGCAUUAAGAAGGAGAAUCUGGAGAAGCUUUCCCUGCUUAAAACCACAAGAAGCUCAGAGAACGAGAAGCUGUCACCGCAGCAGGAACAGCCAGAGCCUGUGAAAGGCAAGGUGAAGAAGAUCAUGAACGAGGUCUUCCAGUCCCUGCGGGGCCAGUUCAACUUGGAGGAGUCCUAUACCGGCCAGGAGGUCCUGGGGAUUGUCCUGAACACCAUCAAGACAAUAACUCUGCAGCUGCUGGAGAUUCAGGAGGAGCAAAGGGGGAGCAGCACCACCAAGGAGGAAGGACCUGCGGAAAGGAAGCAGCCAAGUGCCGCACUGGGUGAACAAACUCCUGCAGCCUCUGCUCAAACUGCAGAGCUGCCUCUCAGGUUCUCCGCCAAUAUUGAGAAGGAGAAGCCAAGCACUCAGGGUGAAAUGGACACAAUAGACACUGCAAUUCUGGCACCUCCAAAACCAGCGGCGGAUGAGAUGGCACCUGCAGUGCAGGGGCCCACAGUGUGUCCAGAGGGCGAGGAGGAGGAGAGUGCGGCAAGUCAGCACACCAUUGGCCCCACCUCUCAAGCUGCUCUAGCCGACAAGCAGCUCGACUUCGCUGGAGCCUCACAGCCAAGACCAACGUCCAGCCCUAUGCAAGCAGAUUCCAGUCUUCUUGAGGACAAGGGUAGUUUCUUCGAAGUUGCCACUCCCAAGCCAUCUGCAUCGGGAACUCUCUUGGCAGAAGACGAGGAAGAGGAAGAGGUGAGCCUUAAGGGUCAGCCUCCCCCCACCCCACUCUUUGAUGAUGACGAUGACGAUGACCUGAACCUGCUGGGAUGAGCGGCCUGGCAAUGCCAUGGCAAUACUUUCUUCUCUCAAGAGCUUCAGUGAUUGCUGAUCUGGGGCUGAGAUGGAUGGAGCAGGGUUUUUUCCUGUGGGCCUCCCCAGAUUGCUCAUUUGGGCUGAGGUGGCCUUAACUUGUGGUUUUUGAGGCUGCUGGCAGGAAGAGGGGUGACGAUCUCCCCCCACCCCCUCUCUCUUGGUAGCAAAUAUCAAUUGGGGGACUUCGUUUAGCUUCAAAGUCCUGACUGUUUAAUUCACCACUGCCGAACACACCUGCACCCUGCACCCUUUUGACCCAGCUGCUAUUGGGGGUAGCGGUGGGUAUCACCUCGAACAGCUCCUUUCUGUGGAAACCAAACUUAACCUAUUGCCAUAGCUCACCUCCAGUUUUGAACCUUGGCAAAAUUGGAUCUUGGAAAAAAAUAGUAAUACUAAUAAUAAAAGUGCAAUUAAAAUAAA
Zootoca vivipara (common lizard) is the source of this 3663-nucleotide messenger RNA. RefSeq names its product FKBP prolyl isomerase family member 15 (gene FKBP15). Lineage: Eukaryota; Metazoa; Chordata; Lepidosauria; Squamata; Lacertidae. Gene Ontology annotation, molecular function: peptidyl-prolyl cis-trans isomerase activity. The record is from RefSeq and is a predicted model, not a curated record. Gene Ontology annotation, cellular component: growth cone.